Messenger RNA from Bactrocera tryoni, 810 nucleotides. RefSeq names its product myosin light chain alkali (gene Mlc1). Gene Ontology annotation, cellular component: muscle myosin complex. Lineage: Eukaryota; Metazoa; Arthropoda; Insecta; Diptera; Tephritidae. The coding region runs from base 94 to 561 and encodes 155 amino acids. The transcript is spliced from 6 exons. Gene Ontology annotation, molecular function: calcium ion binding. The record is from RefSeq and is a predicted model, not a curated record.
AAGUACCUAACACGCGUGCUGUAGACGAGAAACGUUCAGUCGAGACAGAGCUCAUCCACGGGUUAGUUGAUUUUUUCUCAUCCAACAAACAAAAUGGCCGAUUUACCAAAACGUGAUAUUGAAAAUGUCGAAUUCGUUUUCGAAAUCAUGGGCUCUCCCGGCGUGGGCAUUGAUGCCGUCGAUCUAGGUGAUGCCCUCCGUGCUCUCAACUUGAACCCAACCUUGGCGUUGAUCGAGAAAUUGGGCGGCACCAAGAAGCGCAAUGAGAAGAAAAUCACCUUCGAAGAAUUCCUCCCCAUCUACUCACAAGUUAAGAAGGAGAAGGACCAAGGUUGCUACGAAGAUUUCAUUGAAUGUUUGAAAUUGUACGACAAAGCCGAGGACGGCACUAUGCUCUUGGCUGAAUUGCAACACGCCCUCCUGUCACUUGGUGAGCAAUUGGAUGAUGAACAAGUUGAGACACUGUUCGCCGACUGCAUGGACCCCGAAGAUGAUGAAGGCAUGAUUCCAUACUCCCAGUUCAUCCAAAGAAUGAUGAGCGAUCCAGUUGUCUUCGACUAAACGCAUUUCUUGCCAGAAUGUGUGAUAGACCAGAUCAGCUAUAAAAAUACCAACAACCAGUUAUAGCAACAACCAUUCUCCAUAGAUGUUUUAUUCAUCUCUCUCUCUCUUAUAUAUUUAUUUUAAAUUAAAUUUUUAAUUUCUCUGCUUAUAAAUACACUUAAUUGUACUGCGAACGUGGUGCAAUUACUUUUGAAGAAGGCAUAUAUUAAAACAAAGCAAACAAAACUCAAAACAAAUGAUGAAGAA